Molecule: messenger RNA, 1626 nt
Organism: Mya arenaria
Lineage: Eukaryota; Metazoa; Mollusca; Bivalvia; Myida; Myidae
Product: clumping factor A-like
Exons: 3
Coding region: 1-1626 (541 amino acids)
Source: RefSeq, a predicted model, not a curated record
AUGGCGGCCACUGCGGGGCAGAAGAACAUGCAUAAGGAUGGACAACGACCGCCAUUGAAUUACCCGCCCCACUUCCGGUCUGUACAGCCUCCGUGGAGUUGCACCGACCCUACCUACAUCAUAGACACAGACCCUACCUACAUCAUAGACACAGACCCUACCUACGAUAUAGGCACAGACCCUACCUACGAUAUAGACACAGACCAUACCUACGAUAUAGGCACCGACCCUACCUACAUCAUAGACACAGACCCUACCUACAUCAUAGACACAGACCCUACCUACGAUAUAGGCACAGACCCUACCUACACCAUAGACACAGACCCUACCUACAUCAUAGACACAGACCCUACCUACAUCAUAGACACAGACCAUACCUACGAUAUAGGCACCGACCCUACCUACAUCAUAGACACAGACCCUACCUACAACAUAGACACAGACCCUACCUACAACAUAGACACAGACCCUACCUACAACAUAGACACAGACCCUACCUACGAUAUAGGCACCGACCCUACCUACAUCAUAGACACAGACCCUACCUACAUCAUAGACACAGACCCUACCUACGAUAUAGACACAGACCCUACAUGUGACGAUAUAGGCAUCGACCCUAAAUUCGAUACAGACACAGACCCUACCAACGAAAUAGACACCGACCAUACCUGUGACAAAGGCACCGGCCCCAUCUACGACAUAGGCACAGACCCCAUCUACGACAUAGGCACCAACCCUAUCUACAUAGGUAACGACCCUAAAUAUUACAUAGGCACCGACCCUAAAUACGACAUAGGCACAUACCCUACCUACAACAUAGGUAUCGACCCUACCAACAAAAUAGUCACCGACCCUUCCUACGACAAAGGCACCGACCCUACCUACGACAUAGACACUGACCCUACCUACGACAUAGGCACCGACCCUAAACACGAUAAAGGCACCGACCAUACCUACGACAUAGACACCGACUCUACCUACGACAUAAGCACCGACUCUACCUACGACAUAGGCAACGACUCUUCCUACGACAUAGGCACUGACCCUACCUACGACAUAGGCACCGACCCUAAACACGAUAAAGGCACCGACCAUACCUACGACAUAGACACCGACUCUUCCUACGACAUAAGCACCGACUCUACCUACGACAUAGGCAAAGACUCUUCCUACGACAUAGGCACUGACCCUACCUACGACAUAGGCACCGACCCUAAACACGAUAAAGGCACCCACCAUACCUACGACAUAGACACCGACUCUACCUACGGCAUAAGCACCGACUCUACCUACGACAUAGGCAACGACUCUUCCUACGACAUAGGCACUGACCCUACCUACGACAUAGGCACCGACCCUAAACACGAUAAAGGCACCGACCAUACCUACGACAUAGACACCGACUCUUCCUACGACAUAAGCACCGACUCUACCUACGACAUAGGCAACGACUCUUCCUACGACAUAGGCACCGACUCUACCUACGACAUAGGCACCGACUCUACCUACGACAUAGGCACUGACUCUACCUACGACAUAGGUACCGACCCUACUUACGACAUAGGCACUGACUCUACCUACGACAUAGGCACCGACCCUACCCUGAAAUCACCUCUUCCUUCCUGA